AUGGUCAAGGUUACUGUUUGCGGUGCUGCCGGAGGAAUCGGUCAGCCAUUGUCGCUCUUGUUAAAGCUCAAUCCCCAAGUGACAGAAUUGUCUCUUUUCGACGUUGUCAAUGUCCCAGGUGUGGGCGCUGACUUGUCUCACAUUAACUCUGGUGCUACGACCAAGUCGUUCUUGCCUUCCUCAAGAGAGGACACCACUGCAUUGGCUGAGUCGCUUAAGGGCUCUGACAUUGUGGUGAUCCCAGCUGGUGUUCCAAGAAAGCCAGGUAUGACCAGAGAUGACUUGUUUAACAUCAAUGCUUCCAUCGUGCAAAGUUUGGCGCAGGGUAUCGCCGACAAUGCUCCUGAGGCUCUUGUGUUGAUCAUCUCUAACCCUGUCAACUCUACCGUGCCAAUUGUGGCCGAAACCUUGAAGAAGAACAACGUGUACAACCCAGCCAAGUUGUUCGGUGUCACUACCUUGGACAUUGUGCGUGCCAACACCUUCAUCUCGCAGCUUUUCGCCUCCGAGACCAAGCCAACCGACUUUGAAGUUCCUGUUGUUGGUGGCCACUCUGGUGAGACCAUUGUGCCAUUGUACUCCGUGGGUGCUAAGUCCUACUACGACAAGUUGUCUGCUGAGCAGAAGAAGGAGUUGGUGCACAGAGUGCAGUUUGGUGGUGACGAGGUUGUCCAAGCCAAGAACGGUGCAGGUUCUGCCACUUUGUCCAUGGCCUACGCUGGUUACCGUUUGGCCGAGUCGUUGUUGAAAGCUUCGCUGGGCGAAUCCGUGACUGAGUGCACUUUCUUGAACUUGGACUCGUCAAUCAAGGGUGCCUCCGAGGCCAAGAAGUUGGUGAAGGACCUUGAUUUCUUCUCUUUGCCAGUCACUUUGAGCAAGGACGGUAUUGCUGAGGUUCACUACGACAUUUUGAACAAGAUCAACGAUGACGAGAAAAAGUUGUUGGAGGUUGCCAUUGAACAGUUGUCUGGUAACAUUUCCAAGGGUGUCAGCUUUGUGAAGAAGUAG
This is a messenger RNA of Sungouiella intermedia, 1008 nucleotides long. Lineage: Eukaryota; Fungi; Ascomycota; Pichiomycetes; Serinales; Metschnikowiaceae. The record is from the annotation of a GenBank genome assembly.